This is a messenger RNA of Saccostrea cuccullata (small rock oyster), 1707 nucleotides long. RefSeq lists its product as uncharacterized. The transcript is spliced from 2 exons. The annotation marks the transcript as partial. NCBI's taxonomy places the organism in Eukaryota, Metazoa, Mollusca, Bivalvia, Ostreida, Ostreidae. The record is from RefSeq and is a predicted model, not a curated record.
GUCAUAUAAAAAUUAUGACACUUUCCCCGUUAUGUCAGCUCAAGUAAGCAGCGAUUUGACGUAUAUUCUAUUAUGACGUCAUAUCCAGGUAGAUCAGAGAAGUUGCAACAGUUUGACAUUUUACGUGCUGCCUUAUCCUAGCUUCGGUUUCAUGAACUCCAGACAUGCCAAUAUAUAUUAAAUGAAUUUGCUUGAAGAUAAGUUAUAUUAUCGUAAGUUUUAUCCAUAGAAUAUACUAGCUACGCCAAGGUUUAUCAUUUAUUUUUUAAAACGUCUAUUGCAGAAGCUGCUACCGAGUUGUUGGUAUCUUCUAACGAAGAGUCCACAAGGAAUUUUCUUGAUAAUGCCAAGUCUGCAGACCGUUUCUACGAAGAGACAAAAGUAUUCAAAAAAGUGAAAAAUAUUUUCAUGACAAACAAUGCAGUCAUACUGAUAGGACCUCCAGGAUUUGGAAAGACACAAACCGCCAUCCACAUGAUGAUGACUUUUAAAGAGGAAUGGAUAAUUCGUAAAGUGGAAAAUUACGUUGAACUAAAUUACAUAGAAUGUGCCAAAAGGACCAUUGUCUUUAUUGAUAACAUAUUUGAUGGAAAAUCAACUGAGAUCGCAGAAUGGAUGGAGCCUCUUGAGAGACUCAACAAACUUAUCAGAAGUAUGGAUAAGAAUGGAACGCAAUUAAAAAAGAACGAAGGGGGAGAAACAAAAGAAAACAAAGGAGAAGGAGAAGAAAACGAAGCAGAGGAAUUAAAUGAAGAAAACAAAGGAGAAACAAUAGAGAAGAAAGGACGAAAAAUAAACGAAAACAAAGAAGAAACAAAAGAAAACAAAAACGAAGAAACAAUAGAAAACACAGCAGGAAAAACAAUAGAGAGGAGAGGAGAUCCUAACAAAAUCAAAGGAGGAGAAACAACAGAAAACAAAGGAGAAAAAAGACAAGAAAACGAAACAGAGGAAUUAAAUGAAGAUGACAAAGGCGGAGAAACAAUAGAGAAGAAAGGACAAAAAAAAGAAAAGAAAGGAGAAGCAAAAGAAUAUAAAGGGGAAGUAGUAAAAAGAGAAAAUGGAGAAGUUAAAGUAAUUGUUACAGCAAAAUCGGGUAUCAUCGAAGAGGCUUGUGAAUUAUUUAAUAAAAGAACAAUUUUUUGGGAGGACUGUAUCGUGAAUCUCUCAGAGGAAAAAUAUGAAUUGAAAAACAACGAGAAAAAAAGAAUUCUUUUAAAACAAAUCGAAUUUGCAAAUCAAAAAAAGGGCAUUCGACCCCCCGAUUUGUCAGAUAUAUUCUGGGAAAGAGUCACAAAAUCUAAAGCACAUAUCGGAUUUCCUUUGUGUGCUCAUUUAUUUGCAUUUGAAGAGGCAUUUCGAAAAAAAGGUGAAGAUUUCUUUUCAUGGCCGACGCAGCUAGUUUUGAUACAAAUUCAGGAUGUUGUUACAAAUGACAAAACAAAUAGAAUUAAAACGUUGCUUCUUUUAUUACUUCUUGCUGAAAUACACAAUAGAAACAAAGAUCAGGAAUCAAAGUAUAAGCCAGAUAUCAAGAACGAAAAAGACUGUGCCAACUUUGUGAAAAAGACAUGUAGACUUGGUGAUUAUUUUCAGCCUCUAAAUUUUAAAAAUUUACAAGCUGUGGUAUCGGAAUUAACUUGGUCUUUCAUACGCGAAACUGGAGAAAAUUCCUAUCAAUUCAUUCAUCAGAGUGUUUUUGAUGCA